Molecule: messenger RNA, 558 nt
Organism: Cygnus atratus (black swan)
Lineage: Eukaryota; Metazoa; Chordata; Aves; Anseriformes; Anatidae
Gene: FERD3L
Product: Fer3 like bHLH transcription factor
Exons: 1
Coding region: 1-558 (185 amino acids)
Biological process (GO): regulation of transcription by RNA polymerase II; developmental process
Molecular function (GO): RNA polymerase II transcription regulatory region sequence-specific DNA binding; DNA-binding transcription factor activity, RNA polymerase II-specific; protein dimerization activity
Source: RefSeq, a predicted model, not a curated record
AUGUCAGCCAGCCUCUUCCCAGCCCACCAGCGCCCGGGGCUGCACGGCAGAGCCCCGCAAGUGCCCUGCCCGGAGGGGCUGCUGGGCGCCUCGGUGCUGGACUUCGUGGCCGACCUCUCUCUGGGAGCCCCCCAGGGUCCCCCCCGGGCCGGGCCAAGCCUGGGGCUCUGCGAGGUCACCACCGGGUCCCCCUUCGGGGACAGAGCCCUGUCGCUGCGGGAGGGGAUGGCCCGGGGGCUGCCCCUGGCUGCCUUCGGAGAUGGAGAUCCCGAAGACGAGGAGGAGGAGGAGGAAGAGGAGAGGAUGCGGAGCGCUUCCCUCCUGGACAGACCCAGGAGAAAACGGGUUAUCACCUACGCCCAGCGCCAGGCUGCCAACAUACGGGAGAGGAAGAGGAUGUUCAACCUCAACGAGGCGUUUGAUCGGCUGAGGAAGAAGGUGCCCACCUUCGCCUACGAGAAGAGGCUCUCCCGGAUAGAGACCUUGCGCCUAGCCAUAGUGUACAUCUCCUUCAUGACCGAGCUCCUGGACGGCUGCGGCAGGCAGGAUGCGAGCUAG